Messenger RNA from Psylliodes chrysocephalus, 5828 nucleotides. NCBI's taxonomy places the organism in Eukaryota, Metazoa, Arthropoda, Insecta, Coleoptera, Chrysomelidae. The record is from the annotation of a GenBank genome assembly.
CAUCGUCACUUAUCGCGGUUGCUCGGUACCAUUGCAUUCGCAACCAAUGGUAGGUACUACCUACUGGUAUUGUUGGUAGAGUAGUUACUACUCGUCGCGUUCGUAUAACCUUUUUUCGUCAAUUUCGGUACUUUUAAACGCAACGGUACUAUCUAGUGAUACUUCCGCAAAGUGUAUAGUGCCAGGCAGCCCCUGGCAUGUCAACAUCAUGUCGAACAACGCCGCCCUGUCAGUAUUGGGCGAGGCGACGCGCCUCGUCCCGGCCAACACACCCGCCGUCUUCGAAAUAAUAACCGCCUCCUCGACGCCGCCAACGGAUCUCAGAGUGCACGUAGUAGCGCCCUCUAAAAGGGUCGUACCCUCGCGGGUUUUGCCCGGAACGCGCCUCGGCGUGCACAGCGUCGAAUUUGUGCCGAGCGAGAUUGGUACGCAUAUUGUGGACGUGUCCGUUGAUGGUGAGAAACUGCCCUCUGGGCCGCUAGUCGCGAAAGUGUACGACGCUGGUUUAAUACAAGUAGCGGAUGUUGGAGGAGGGGUUGUUGGACAACCUGUGCAGUUUAGAGUGGAUGCAAGCCAAGCCGGCGAAGGCCAACUAGAGAUCUCAAUAAACGAAGGCGAAGUCCCGAACCACGUACAAGUAGUAGGAGGAGGAAGAUGUCUCGUGUCUUUCACUCCAGACCAAGCCAAACCCCACCUAAUAGACAUUAAAUUCAACGGCGAAACAGUCAGAGGAUGUCCCUUCGUUUGCUCGGUUUCUGAUACAAGCAGGGUCACGUUGUCGCUGUCCCAUUUAGAAUUGGUCCCCGUCAACCAGCCGAGCUCCUUCCACAUGGGAGUGGCCGGUGGAGGAGCAGCGGAGCUCGCCGUGGCUGUCAGGGGACCGGUGGGAGAACUUCCUGUUAAAGUAACGGGCGAUAUUCAUUCUGGAUUCACUGCUGAAUUUACUCCAGUGCAAGUGGGUGCGCAUCAGAUCAGCGUCGACUACAAUGGAAGACCGGUGCAGGGGACUCCGUUUAUUGCCAAAGCUUUUGACUCGAAUAAGGUGACCGUUGGAACUGUAGCCAGAGGUACUGUGGGUCGCCCAGUGACCUUUUCUGUAGACGCGUCCGAGGCAGGAGAGGGCAAUUUAGAAAUAACAAUAUCAGCUAGAGGAUUAAACAUUCCUACCCAAGUCCAUCCCCAAGGUAACGCUAGAUUCGCCGUUAGCUUUGUGCCAGCUGAAGCUUGCGAUCAUGUGGUCAAUGUUGCUUUUAAUAAACGAGCUGUGGUUGGAUGUCCUCUGAUAGUGAGCGUAGGCGGUAGUGGGACGGGACCUAGUGUUACGCUUCCGGGACCCGGACCUGUACACAGACCGAGCACGUUGUUGAUUAACCAUCCCGGGCGGCUGGAGGAUAUUGAGGUCAAUGUUGAGGGCCCUGGAGGUCAAGCAGUACCCACUCAAGUCCAGCCACUUGGAAACGGACAAUUUAGAGCCGAAUUCGUACCUAGAGUUGUAGGAGAGCAUAGAGUCAAUGUCACUGUCAGUGACGUGCCAACCGUAGGAAGUCCUUAUGCCGCUAAAGUUUACGAUGUCCAAGCUAUUAAAAUUAAAGAUGCCGCUACUGGAAUUGUGGGAAAGGCUGUUACAUUUUUGGUUGAAACCAGCCAAGCAGGCCCUGGAAAUCUGGAGGUAACAGUAAACGGUGGCUUGGUUCCCACAUCGGCCCAAGCUCAAGGUCCGCAUACUUACGCAAUCUCUUUCACUCCAAGAGAAGCGACAGUCCACUCCGUGGACUUGCGCUUUAACGGUCAAGAUGUGCCUGGGAGUCCGUUCAAAUGCGCCGUUUCUCCUGCAGCUAGAAUUUUGGCGAUUGAUACUUUGGAUAAGGUGUCAGUGGGGAAGCCGUGCACGUUUGUCGUGGAGAGUCCCAAUCCACCUACUGUGGAGAUUUUAGGACCGGCAAGAAGGGCGCUAGUAACAAAGAUUCAGCCCCAAGAAAACACAGUAGGAAAAUUUGAAGUAUCGUUUACUCCAAUCGACGUCGGUGAUCACAGCGUCGAGGUGCGUCUUCAGAGCGGUCACAUAGAUGGCAGUCCGUUCCUUAUCAAAGCUUACGACGCUAACAGAGUAACGGUGACUGAUAUCACCGAUGGAAUUGUAGGGAAGCCGGUAUCUUUCAGCAUAAAUGCAUCGCAAGCUGGUGCUGGAAACUUGGAAAUCAUAGUAGCCGUCGGAGGAAGAAACGUUCCCAAUUUCGUUCAGAGUGAGGGAAAUGCGAGGUUUAAGGUUAAUUUUAAACCCACAGAAGCUGCUACACAUACUCUAAGUGUUAGAUUCAAUGGACAACCUGUACCAGGCUCACCAUUUAAUUGCAAAGUCAGUCCUGGGAACACUCAACCAAGAGUACCAGUAUCAGGAACUGGUAUUGAGCUGUCAGCAGUUGGACAUCCAGCAGAAAUAAAAAUUGAAGGAGUCACUGAUGGAGAACCCCAAGUUAUAGCUACAGCUCCUACGGGGAAAUCCCUACCAACGAAACUAAUUGUAAACGGAGACACCUACAUAGCUCGAUUUGUUCCAGAAUCGGUCGGCCGCCAUUCUGUUGCCAUCUUAAUCAACGACCAACACGUCAUCGGUUCUCCUUUUAGUUGCAACGUCUACGAUGUUAAUAAAGUUAUAGUUACUGGUUUACCAGGCAGAAAGGGCGAUCUUAGCAGGUCGAUCAAUGAAAUGAAUCUCAAAGAGUUGCAAAGUCCUGCAGAAGUUGGCAAACCAGUAACCUUUAGUGUAGACGCCGCCCAAGCUGGAGAAGGAACUCUGGAGCUCGUUGUAUCGACCCAACACACAACGAUUAAAGCAGAAGUAGUAGCAUGUGCAAGAGGAUUGUACGAUGUCACCUUCGUUCCGCUUACAGCCGAGGAUCAUUAUGUUAACAUUACCUUCAACGAUAUGAUAGUCGGUGGUAGCCCGUUCCAUUGCAGCGUAAUAGAAUCUACACAAUAUUUCCAGAUUGGCAGUACUGCUUGUAUAGAUUUGCCGAGUGAAAACCAUAGGAUCGAAGUCAACGAUCCCAAUAACCAUCACGUUAAAUAUGCCAUCAAUAAUUAUAAAGGAGAAUUUAACUUAACUCAAACUGGUACUUAUCGGGUACAUAUAAUAAGAGACAAUGAAAUUGUUGCAACCAGAACCUUCCAUGUGUUUGACACAACGAAAAUUGAUGUCAUAAACGCUCCAGAAGGUAUAUGCCAUCGACCUGCUACUGUUGGAAUAAAUAUUAAUAGAGUCGGACCUGGUAAACUCACGGCUACAGUGAAGGUGGGUAAUAGAGAUGUUUCGCAUAGUGUCCGACAAAGCCCAACUAAUCCAAACAUGUGGGAGGUGGUAUUUCAUCCAGUACAAGCAGCACCACAUAGAAUUACAUUAUAUUAUAACGGAGUCCCGAAAUUUGGGGUUCUGGAAAUACCCGUUAAAGGUCCUGGAAGUGAACCAUGGGCAGGUGGUCUAGGUCUUUACCAAGCUAAAGUCGGUAAAGUUAACUCGUUCCAGUUGGAAACUCAGGGAAGAUCUGCAAGAGAGUUUGACGUCGUCGUCAGCGGUCCGACAGGUUCUGCGGUUCCAGUUAGAUGCUAUCAAACGAAAACCGGAAAAUUACAAGCCGAAUUUACUACCAGAGAAAUCGGUCCACACAAUGUUGAAGUGUUGCACCAAGGGAAACACCUUGUCGGGAGUCCCUUUACGUGUCAGGCUUUCGAUCCUGAUAAUGUUAGAAUUACUGAUGUUCCUACGUCUCAAGGAAACGUCGGAGACAAGGUUCAUUUUAAUGUUUCAACCAAAAAUUCUGGUAUAGCUGAACUGGACAUUCAAGCAACCAAUCCAAUUCACCAAACUUUAGCUGUAGAAAAAAGCACUACAGAUGACAUUACACAGGUAGCCUUCCUUCCAUCUAUAGCAGGUCUCUAUCAAGUGGCGGUGAACUUUGGUGGCAUCCCAGUAAAAGGAUCUCCGUUAGCUUUAGGUGUAGGACCUGUUGGACCAACGCCACCUCCCAGAGCUGUUGGUAAAGGCCUCGAAAGCGGCAGAGUGGGCGAGAAAUCAACCUUCACUGUCAGUAGCAGCGUACAACCAAGAGUAUCUGUUGAAGCAGCUGAAGGAAAUGUAGAUGUUCAAAUUCAAAGCCACAAACCUGGAGAAUACCAAGUUUCAUACAUGCCGAAAUGGGUGGGCACAUACGACAUUAUUAUUACUAUAGGACCCAAUGAUCUUCCAGGUUCACCAUUUAGACCAAAUAUAGUGGAUCCUUCAGCUGUAAGAGCAAUAGGAGGUUGGAAUCAGUACAUAGAUGACACUGGUCGGAUUAAACUUCCCGCUAAAUUAGCUUUCGACACAUCUAACGGUGGUCCUGGUAAUUUAGAGUGCAAAGUAUCUGGUAGAAAAAUCAAUCCAGAAAAGAGUAAUUCUAGGAUAAGAUUUGAACUUUCCGGAGAAGGUUUAAGUCCUGGAGAACAUGAAUUUGAUAUAAGAUUCGGUAAUUACCCGCUGCCUGAAGCGCCUAACACAAUCGUUUGCCUUGGAGAUCAAGUUGUCUUAAGUGGACGAGGAUUGGCUCAUGCGCAAUGUGGCGAAGCUGCUGUUUUUACCAUAGAUGGAUCGAAAGCAAGUCUUGGCAAUCCAGAAGUGACUCUACAUGCUGCUGAUACCAACAUUCCAAUACCAGUCAUGAUAAGUUUAGCAGGUGACAAAAUCUGGAAAGCAGCUUAUACCGUUAACGUGCCUGGAAACUACUUACUAUCAGUUCUUUGGGCAGGAAGACCUGUUAAGGGUUGUCCUUUAAUAGUCGAAGCUAAAGGUGGAGCAGACGCCUCCAAAGUCCUAUGUUCAGGAGAAGGCCUAAGACAAGGGGUAGUCGGACGUGAGAUUAGAUCUUGGAUAGACACUAGACGAGCUGGACCUGGAGAAUUAACAGCUCAUUGUACAGGACCGAGAAAAGUAGCUUAUUGUGAAUUAUACGAUCAUGGAGAUGCCACGUUUACAUUAAACGUUAAACCUCAAGAAUCUGGAAAACACGCUCUUACUAUUAAAUACGCUGGACAACAUGUUCCGGGAUCACCCUUUACGCUUAGGGUCGCUGGGGCACCUGAUCCAUCGAAGGUUCGAGUAUAUGGCCCAGGGGUCGAACAUGGAGUAUUGGCCACGUUCCAAUCAAGAUUUAUUUGUGAUACAAGAGGAGCAGGUGCUGGUCAAUUAACAGUUAGAGUAAGAGGGCCCAAAGGGGCGUUCAGAGUUGAAAUGCAACGAGAAAGUCAGAAGGAUAGAACGAUAUUAUGCAAAUAUGACCCAACCGAACCUGGAGAUUACAGAGUCGAAGUAAAAUGGGCUGGAGAACUUGUACCUGGAUCACCGUUCCAUGUCAUGAUUUUUGACACGCAAGAAGAGCUUAGGCGAUAUGUCAGCACAUUAUGAAACAACAAUAAUUAAACAUAAUGUGAAAGAAGACAGAAUUAAUAAAUAUUUAUUAAUGUACAAUAUUUGUGAGACACGAAGUAUUAUCAACUGUAUUGUAUCUGAUAAUUUUUUUUUAACAGAGGACAUUACAAAGAACCACUUACAAAUUGAACAUUUAGACAUGCUAGACUGAUUUUUAGGAAAAUAUUCAACCCAGUGGUAUUUUAAAAAUUAUUUGAUAAAAUUAUUUUGAAACCGAUAAUAUCAAUUUUUAAUCAAUCCUCUGUUUGAGUCUUGUGUUAUAAUGAAAACGAAAUUUGGAACUGGAUAAAUAUACUUAAAUAUUUUUAGUUUCUAGUGUUUACUAAUGUUUAAUAAUGAAUUUUUAAAAUUAUAUAUUUUUUUAUAG